UAAAACUCAUCAACAGUAGAAGAGUUGUCGUCGGAGUUGUUGAAUGCGUAUACAACAUGGGGGUUAGUGAAGGCUUCAAUUGCAGAGUGCUUUUGAGUUUAAUGUCAAUAUUGGUUUGUUUCUACGCAGUGAAGGGGGGAGUUGGCAUCCAAAAUGGAUUGAAUCAGGAGAUAAUUUUGCCAGAAUCUCUUAUACGAUUUGCUAGUCAACGUUGUAUGGAACAAUAUCCUCAAGCGGAUGCAUUCAAUUGGACUGAUACUGCUGAUACUCAUUGCUAUUCACAAUGCCUUCUCCACAAAAUGGGUCUAAUGAACCUUAGGACCCGUGGUCUAGAUAAUAUAAAACUUAUGGAUAUUUGGGAUGACAUCGAAGAGGCCUUUGAUGAGGAAAGAUGUGUGGAUAAUAUUAAUAUUGGCCAGCCUUUGAGCGGAAAAUGUGUGGAUUCCUAUAGCAAAUUAAUGGAGUUACGUACACAUUGCCUGGAAUUGUUUGAAUACACUUUUAUGGGAAAUUCCUCAUGGAAGUCGAAAGAUCCUUCCAAAUCGAUUGGCCAAUCAGCUUCCGAGUUUUGUGAUUCCUUUGACGAAGAUGGCGAUGUGGCAACUGAAAGUACGCAAUCCUUAGAAAUUACCUUUCAAUCACUGUAUAAAAAUAAGUUGGUGUGUCUUUAUCAAAACUAUCAUUUUAUAGAUGCCUAUGGAAGGGUGGAUGAUAUUGAACUAUUGCGUAGUUAUGAAGAAGCCCAAAUGGAUGUUUCUGAAGCCAAGGAAUUCGUUAAAUACUGUUCCCAUAAGGCCAAUAGCAAAUUCAAAAAGGACAACCUAAGUGAUGCAGUGUUCGAGUUGCAGUAUUGCUUAAAGCAAAAAAGUCCCGAGUUUGAAAUGAUUAGCCAAUUGAGAAAUGAACGCAGCAGAAGCUAUUGAAUGAAAGUUGAGUUUAUUGAAUAAAUUCUAGUUAUGUUAUAUGUA
Molecule: messenger RNA, 968 nt
Organism: Stomoxys calcitrans (stable fly)
Lineage: Eukaryota; Metazoa; Arthropoda; Insecta; Diptera; Muscidae
Exons: 6
Coding region: 57-923 (288 amino acids)
Molecular function (GO): odorant binding
Source: RefSeq, a predicted model, not a curated record